Molecule: messenger RNA, 1282 nt
Organism: Rhizophagus irregularis DAOM 181602=DAOM 197198
Lineage: Eukaryota; Fungi; Glomeromycota; Glomeromycetes; Glomerales; Glomeraceae
Source: RefSeq, a predicted model, not a curated record
UUUUUUUUUUUUUUGUUAUUAUUGAAAUGACUUUAAUAUAAUGGAUUCUAAUAAUCUACUGAUGUUUUUGAUUCUUUUAAGAUUAUUACAAUGUUUGGGUUCUUUGAUAACUAUUAUUAUUGAAAUACUUCGACAUACUGGUUCUAUAAUCGAUUUAAAAAGAGUAAUUCCAAAUAAUUACGAACUAUUCUUUGAAUAUUGCGUAAUGAAUCUAGGAUUCGUUUUAAGUGCCCUUUACUUGUUUCAAUUAAAUCAACGACGGAAACAAGGACCAUAUAAAUUACAUAUUUUUGUAGAUUGCGUUUUGAUGAACGCUUGGAUGAUAUUCGGUAUAUUACGAUUAUCUCCGCAAUUCGAUAUGAGUAAUAUUUUGACUUGUAAUCAAUAUCAAUUUAAACAACGUGAAGGAUGUAUUACAUAUAUAUCAACUUUAGUACUUGGAUAUGUUAUUUCCGGUUCAUAUUUUUUAACGGCAAUAAUAUCCACAUGGUUAUGGAUGGAACAAAAAAAUUCUCAACUCAAUUCCAUUUCCAUUUCCAAUCCCAAUCCCAAUCCCAAUCCUAAUCCUAAUCCUAAUUCUAAUUCUAAUUCUAAUUCUAAUUUUAAUUUUAAUUUUAAUUCCAAUUCCAAUCACAAUCACAAUCACAAUCGCAUUUCAAAUUUCAAUUCCAAUAUCAACUCAAAUCCUAUAAAUAGUAACUUAAUAUCAUCAUUUGAUUCAACUAAAUUAGCUGGAUCAAAGAAUAUUAACGUUGCAAUUAAUCAAGAUGAUAUUGAAUUUAAUAGGUCUGAUGGUACAAUAGUAAUAUUUCGUAAACCUUCACCUUCUUUUCUUAAACACGAACGAUUUUCUGAUAAUUCUUCUAAUAAUUCUUAUAUAUCGGAAUAUAGUUUAGGUAGUUCCUUUAGUAGAACUUAUGGUUCUAUAAUUAUUCCACGAAAAUAUUCUGAUGAUUCUAAUAUAAUAGGUAGAAAUCAAAUCGUUUCUACUCAUAGUGAAAACAGUAUUAAUAGCAAACGUUUAUCAUCGACAUUUAGUGAUAAAACUUCUAGAAGUAGUAAUUAUGAUGGUUCAAUUAUUAUAAAAUUAGUUACAUGAACGGAUUAACGUGACCUGAUUACGUGAACAGAUUACGUGAACGGAUUAGUGAACGGAUUAGAAAGAUCAUAUUAAUUAUAUUAAUUUCUUUCUUUCUUUUUAUUAAAAAAAAAAAGAAAAAAAGGAAGAGAGAAAAAAAUUACAAGGAAAAAUAUAAAAAAAUAAAAUAAAAAAUAAAAAAAA